Molecule: messenger RNA, 1182 nt
Organism: Rotaria socialis
Lineage: Eukaryota; Metazoa; Rotifera; Eurotatoria; Philodinida; Philodinidae
Source: the annotation of a GenBank genome assembly
AUGCUUCAAGACUACCAUAGACAAACAAAAAUAAAACCAUUUGCACCAAUACUAAAAGAUCGAAGUAUAAAACGAUGGAAUAGUGAAAUUUCUCUUCCAACAAAUAUAUCACUUUUAUCUAUUUCAAAAUCAUCGAUACAUAGCCAUGAUGAUGAGGACGAUAAAAUUGAUACGAAUCAAAAUUUAAAUGAUAUAGAUUCAUCAAGUUCUAGAGAAAGCUUUUCGAUUGUUAACGAAUCAGAAGAAUUCAAAGCGAAACAUUCUACUAUUGAUACAUAUAUUUUAAAUAAACAUUUACAUGCAAUACCGAGUACGAUCAGUAAUUUAGCGGACAAUCAUAUUGAUGAAUGUAUUUAUGAGUUAUUUGAUGAAAGUAAAUUAUCGUAUCGAUUUGACAAUGAAGAAUACAAUCCACGUUCAAUUCGUCCGCCUGCAUUUAGUCAGCAUAUAAAGCAAAUUAUAGAAUCGAGAAAAAAACCAAAACCAACACAGUGUCGAUCAGCCCGUAUUCCUGUUCGAACAACUAAAGCGGAACAGUUGAAAUUAGCUCGACAGCAAUCAGCUAGUUUAAGUAUUUCUAAUCUACCUAAUGUACGUCCGUCUACAACUAAAUCACAGCCAACAUUAUCUUCGAAAUCUCGAAUACAAUCAACAGCAAUAAUUUCCGCCAAUCGUCUUUUACAGUUACAAGCUAAUGAUAGUAGUGCUUCUUUUAGACAAUCGGAAUCAGCUCGAUCGUGCAAAAUAGCCAUUGGAUCGAAUGAUCCUUUGCUUCUGUCAUCCAUGCUUGUUAGACAAAUGCGACAAGAUAUUCAGAGUAAUAGAGUUCCAUCUUAUUCGAAACCAUUAAAUAGUGCUCUACUUCAUGAACAACCUCAUCCACCUCUUAGUAAUCAAUAUAAAAUGCGACGUAUCCAUGAUUGGUUAAAAAGUGUUACAUCAUCAGAUUAUAUUGAAUAUAAUGAAUAUGCUUCGAAUGAAUCAAUACGUGGAACAAAUUUCAAUGAUAAAAUGGAUCUAGAAUCUGAUAUCUUCACUGAUGAGAAAACGCUCAAUAAUAUCGAAAGAACAUCCGAUGAAGCUCAUCGAGUAUUACCAUUAUUUAAAACGGCAAUUAAUCGACACAUGCAACAACGUAAUUUAUUAUUAACUCGUAUUGAAUUAGACCUAUAUGCUAUUUAA